GUUCCUGAAGGUUUGAACCGAACAGACAGUGAGUGUUGGGUGUAUAACGAGGAAAGCGGAGACACGAUUACAAUGAAUCUGUAAAUAAAGUCAAGCUCAGUUUCUGGAGACAUGAGACUCGUUGUAUACGCGUUUUUUGCCUUCGCUCUUGGCCUUCUGCUCGUGGGUUUGCGAGAAUUAUUGUUUGGUUUUGAGGAGAACCGAUGCAGCAUGACAUACAUGUUCGAGUAUCCAGAAUUUCGACGUGUGCAGCUCCCGAGGCGCGUCGCCCGCCAGUACCCAUCAUACGGCCUGUAUCUGUAUGGAGAGGGUGCUUAUGCUCAGGAGACCAGAGGACUCAAGCUCACCGGAGCACCUGUGCUCUUCUUGCCAGGGAACGCAGGCAGCUACAAGCAAGCUCGUUCUCUGGGUUCAGUGGCAUUGAGGAAGGCUGAGAACCUUGACAGACAGAUCCAUUUGAACGUCUUCACUAUUGACUUCAAUGAGGAGCUGGUGGCCCUGUACGGGGGCAGUUUGCGUAGACAGACUCAAUUUCUGCAUGAAAGCAUUAAAGCCAUCUUGCGCCUUUACAAGGACCGCCCAGACCCCCCCACAAGUGUAGUUCUGGUGGGUCAUUCCAUGGGUGGAGUGGUGGCAAGAGCGUUGUUCACACUGGCACGCUUUAACCCACGGCUGGUCAGCCUCAUCAUCACCCAGGCCUCGCCCCAUCAGGCACCUGUCCUGUCUCUGGACCCCUACAUUCUGGAGUUUUACUCUACAGUCAGGCAGGGCUGGAACAAAAGAGCGGAGGACCUUCAAAAUGUAACCGUUCUCUCAGUUGGUGGAGGUAACCUGGACUUUCAGGUGCGGUCUGGGUUGACAGUGCUGUCCUGCCCCAUCGAUGACCUCAACAAGAUUUCAGUUGUGGCGACUGCAGUUCCCCGAACAUGGCUUUCCACAGAUCACAUUUCCAUUGUUUGGUGCAAGGAGCUGGUUCUAGCCACAGUUCGUGCAUUCUUUGACCUGAUUGAACCUGAAACUGGGCAGUUCACAGAAAGUCCAGAGGAGCGACUGUCAGUGCUGAACUAUCACUUCUUUAGACACCCUGUGCUGCCUCCUGGAGAAGUGCAGGAUGCUACUGUGACUUUCUCAGCUCCUCCUGAGGCGUGGAAGGAGGUCAACACACUGCGUCUGUUCUACAGUGCCCCAAAGGAAGCUGAAGUUAAGUACUUUCUGUUUGCUCUCUCCAGUCGAAGGAAGGCCUACAGUCAUUUCUACUGCCGCAGUAAUAAUAUGGAAAUGACCAGCUGGCUGUAUGGCUGCACACAGAUGAGUGGAUCCGUGUGUGUUCAAGCAGUAGAUCUGUCAUCUGACACAGAGCUUCUUCCAGCUUACAAAACUGUGGCAGUGAAAAUCAGUGAACUCCUGUCUGUCUCUCAUCUCAUCAUUGAUGCCUCUAACCCAAGUGGAGCACAGUUUGUCGUGGAGUGUGAGCUGCAGAGAGAGGAGAGCUUGACUGUGUCAGUGCAGGUGCCUCAUUUGCUGUCUUUUGGUCUGACUGUCAGUGAGGUCAGCAUUAACUCAUCUGGGCUGCUUCAUACAUUACAGCUGCAAGACUUUCAUCAGGUUUAUCAGGCGUUCAGAAUAACAAUUAUGAGUCACUGCAAAACCACUAAAGACAGACUGCCCAGCGUCUACAGAGUGAGGGUACCUUGGUUUCGUGAAGACUCCUUUGCUAUGUCAAGUACUCCUUCGGUCUCUGAGAUUUACAGCAUGCUUCACAGCAGCCGACCAGACAACACCUCCAGUGCCCUGCUGCAGCUCCACACUGCCCCCAACUGCCAGUACAAGGUGUCAAUUCGGACUUCAUUUCCUAAAGUGCUUGGGCAGAUUCUGCGUUUCUGUGGUCCGCUUCUGCCCGUCUACUCUGCUUUAGCACUUCUCCUGAUGAUCAGGGUCCAGCUGAGCUCUGUCAGAAGAUCAGGACAUCCUGCUGAAAUGCAAGAGGCUAUGAGUAAAUCCUUAGCGAUCCACAAACUGGAGCUGCCGGUCCUCUUGCUGAUUCUUCUGCUCCGGCAAAGCUGGUUUCAGGAUGUCUGGACAUCUUUGGGCCUCCCUGGGGUGGAUGCUCUUCCUCUUAACACAGUGGAGGACCUGUCCCAUGAAAAAGCUUCUGUGCAGGAAUGGCCUCGUCUCGUGUCUCCACUGCUCUGUGUGUUCGGUGCAGCCAUUGCAUUCUGGGGCAGCGCAGUCCUCCGAAUGUCUGUCUGCUUCCUGUCCUUUAUUGUUGCUCCACUACACAGACCUUCAGUGUCACGGGACUGUGGUACAUUUGGUCUCCACACUCAGAUUGUCCUGAUGGUGUGUCUGGGAGUGCUGGGCAGCGUGACAUGUGGAGCUCUGGCUCUGAUGCUCUGUUGUCUCCUUCAUCUCUACAGGGUGCUUAGGUUACAGAUGACAGAGAGAUCACUGAGCCACGUGUUGAACCUGGCACCUCAGAAAGUUUCACACAACACAGAGAAUGGUUUUAACGGCAAUGAUCAUCACAGUAAUGGUAAAGAGUGUAACGGCAGUGCUUUACUGUCAGAAUCAGUACUUCAAGAUGUCAGAGAUGAUCUGCAGCUCCACUUGAGUCUGUCCACAGUGCUGACUCUGACCAUGAUGCUCUGCGCCCCGUCCCUCAUCCACUGGAAGCACAAUCUCAGAUAUUGGCUUCAUUUGGAUCCGGACCCCUGCUGGCCUCACACUGUGCCCCUGCUCAUCAGCUCUGUGCUGCUCAUCAACUGUAACACAAACUCACUCCUCCGCAGUAAACUGAUGCUGAAUCUGACUCUUCGUCUGCUGCUGCCGUUGUGUGUGGGGCUGCUGGUUUUCUGUCCGCUGCACAUUUACAGAGUCACACAUUUCCUGUCUGCAGCUCUGAGCCUUUUUGUCUGUUCUUGUUACUUUUGACCUCCCAGAACACUUUAAACGUGAGUCUGCUUUGAGAUUAGAGCAAGACUCGGGGCUGAGUAGUAAUCCAGACCAGAUUAGACCAAAACAGCCUUAAAACCCAGUGUGUGAGUUCUGUGCGAUCCCAUGGACAUCAGUGGACCAGCACAUCUGGAUCAUGUGACUUGUAUGUCGUCAUUUGUAGCUUCUUGACAGGGUAUUACAUUUGCUAACAGUCAGCGUGUGUGGAUUCAUGAGCAAUACCUCUUGUUCACAUGGUUUCCUAGACACAUUUUAAGCAUUGACAUGAACCAAGUUGGACUUUGAGUCUGUUUAAUCUGUGUCUGGGAAAACAGUGUUGUACUUUGUGUGUGUGUGUGUGAAGUUGGGCAGGGGAAUGUAUCUGUUUGCUUUAAUAACAUUUCCUUAAAGUCAACAUGAACUAAAACAUAAACAUAACUAAAAUGGAUCAGUCAUAU
Messenger RNA from Danio aesculapii, 3389 nucleotides. RefSeq names its product post-GPI attachment to proteins inositol deacylase 1 (gene pgap1). Bases 112 to 2931 code for a protein of 939 amino acids. The transcript has 26 exons. Gene Ontology annotation, cellular component: endoplasmic reticulum. Gene Ontology annotation, biological process: endoplasmic reticulum to Golgi vesicle-mediated transport; GPI anchor metabolic process. Lineage: Eukaryota; Metazoa; Chordata; Actinopteri; Cypriniformes; Danionidae. The record is from RefSeq and is a predicted model, not a curated record. Gene Ontology annotation, molecular function: phosphatidylinositol deacylase activity.